Ostreococcus lucimarinus CCE9901 is the source of this 1029-nucleotide messenger RNA. RefSeq lists its product with no specific name. The transcript has 2 exons. Lineage: Eukaryota; Viridiplantae; Chlorophyta; Mamiellophyceae; Mamiellales; Bathycoccaceae. Gene Ontology annotation, biological process: peptidyl-hypusine biosynthetic process. Gene Ontology annotation, cellular component: cytoplasm. Gene Ontology annotation, molecular function: deoxyhypusine synthase activity. Bases 1 to 1029 code for a protein of 342 amino acids. The record is from RefSeq and is a predicted model, not a curated record.
AUGUCGCACGGCGUCCCGAACGCCGCCGCGCAGGCGGUGCUGGUGAAGUCCGAACCCAUGCCCGCGGACGCGAGCGUCGUGCGAGGGUACGAUUUCGAGGGCGCGCUCGAUUACGACGCGCUGAUGCGGUCGCUCUACACCACCGGGUACCAAGCGACGUCGCUGGGACAAGCGAUCGGGGAGGUGAAUCGAAUGCUGCGGUGGCGGUUGAGCGACGAGGCGAUAUUUUUGGGAUGGACGAGCAACCUGACGAGCAGCGGGACGCGAGAGACUAUUAAAUAUCUGUGCAAAAAUAAGAUGAUCGACGUGCUGUGCACGACGGCGGGUGGGGUUGAGGAAGAUUUCAUAAAAUGCAUGAAACCGACGUAUUUGGGGGAUUUCGCGCUUCGCGGGAAAGAUUUGCGGGGGAAGGGAUUGAACCGAAUCGGAAAUUUGAUUCAGCCAAACGACAACUAUUGCGAUUUCGAGGAUUGGAUCAUGCCGAUAUUGGACGCGAUGCUCAGGGAACAAAACGAAGAGGGCGUGAAAUGGACGUGCUCAUCGGUGAUCAAGCGGCUUGGUAUGGAGAUUAAUCACGAGGAUUCCAUCUUUUAUUGGGCUGCGAAGAACGAUAUUCCUUGCUAUUGUCCGGCGCUGACGGAUGGUUCCAUCGGCGACAUGUUGUACUUUCACUCGUAUAAGAACCCAGGCUUGGUCAUUGACGUCGUCGCGGACGUUCGAGCGAUGAACGAUGAGUCGAUCAAGGUUAAACGGCCGAGGAAGACGGGCAUCAUUAUUCUCGGCGGCGGCGUCGCCAAGCACCACAUUUGCAACAGUAAUUUGAUGCGAAACGGCGCGGAUUACGCCGUGUUCAUCAACACCGCGCAAGAGUUCGAUGGAAGCGACUCCGGUGCACGCCCGGACGAGGCAGUGUCUUGGGGAAAGAUCACCAUGGAUGCCAAACCAGUCAAAUGUUACGUCGACGCCACUAUUGCUUUUCCCAUCCUCGUCGCCGAAACUUUCAAGAAGAACUUCGAACCUCGCGCGUGA